This is a messenger RNA of Dendronephthya gigantea, 1302 nucleotides long. RefSeq names its product inward rectifier potassium channel 2-like. Gene Ontology annotation, biological process: potassium ion import across plasma membrane; regulation of monoatomic ion transmembrane transport. Gene Ontology annotation, molecular function: inward rectifier potassium channel activity. The record is from RefSeq and is a predicted model, not a curated record. Lineage: Eukaryota; Metazoa; Cnidaria; Anthozoa; Malacalcyonacea; Nephtheidae. The transcript is spliced from 2 exons. Gene Ontology annotation, cellular component: plasma membrane. Bases 156 to 1235 code for a protein of 359 amino acids.
UGCAAAGCACAGAAAAAAAUUGAGAUUGAACUAUUUGAUUUUAAAUGUAAAUGCACCGGUGUUUAAGCAAAAUAACAUAUAUGCCUUUAUUAAAGAGAGAAUCUGCAAAAAUUCUUGCAUAAAAAAUUAAAUAGUCAGCAAAUUUUCAAUAAUUAAUGCCUUGGAAACUUCCUGGUUUUCACAAGAGCAAAACAAUGCCUUGCAGUAUUUCGAGGGGAAGGACUGCUAAAGAUCACAAGAAAAGACUAGUUUCCAAAGAUGGCGAUAUUAUGUUUGAAGUACGAAAUGUAAAUGAGCGUUGGCGAUUUUUAGUGGAUCUCUUUACGUCUCUGGUCGCUCUAAAAUGGCGUUGGGUCAUGUUGUUGUUUUGCGCAAGUUAUGUUCUGUCAUGGUUGGCUUUCGGUGGACUUUGGGCACUUCUUGUAGUAGGAUAUGGGCCAGGAUAUUGCGUUGAACAGGUAAAUGACUUUACAAGUGCCUUUUACUUCUCUGUUGAAACCCAACAAACUAUUGGUUAUGGAGGUCGUCAAGUCACUACCAAUUGUGUCAUUGCAGGCUUACUUCUUCAGGCCCAGUCUGUCAUUGGUAACUUCAUUGAGUGUGUUGCACUUGGGUUGAUAUUCACCAAAAUAAUUAGGCCAAUAAAACGAGCAAAAACAGUCGUGUUCUCAAAGAAAAUGCUGGUAAACAAGAGAGGAGGAAAAAUGUGUCUGCUGUUCAGGUUAACAGACUUACGAGAAAGCCAGAUAGUCGAGUCUCAUGUAAGAUUACAAAUGUUUAAUACAAUGGAAGAAGAUGGUAGAGUUUAUCCUUUUCAUCAGCAAGAUCUUGAAGUGAAGUAUGAUUGGAAUUCAGACAGUGACAAACAAGACCAACUAUUUUUGUUGUUACCACUCACAAUUGUUCAUGUUAUUGAUGAAAAUAGUCCAUUCUAUGAUUUGACACCUCAGACGUUACUAACAUCUAGGUUUGAGUUGGUUGCAGUUCUUGAUGGGAUUGUGGAGUCCACAGGAAUGAAUACCCAGGCGAAGACAUCCUAUCUCCCUGAUGAGAUACUCUGGGGGCAUGAUUUUGUAAACCUGUUCCCAGAGGAUCAGUUUGAUAACUUUGAUAAGACUACAGGAAAGUUUUUUGUAAAUUUUGAACAUCUUGAUGAGGUUAUGUCUGCAGAAUUGCCCAACUGCUCAGCAAGGGAUCAACAUGAGCUUUCAUUGACAAGAUCUAGUAUUAUUUAAGCUUUGAAAAUAUCACUCGCACCAAAUUCCUUUUUACUUCUAACCUUACAUGUUGAAUUUAUCUCAA